This is a messenger RNA of Sphaeroforma arctica JP610, 180 nucleotides long. RefSeq lists its product as hypothetical. The transcript has a single exon. Lineage: Eukaryota; Ichthyosporea; Ichthyophonida. The annotation marks the transcript as partial. The record is from RefSeq and is a predicted model, not a curated record.
AAACUAGCAUUUAUCAGACAAACCAACAAGCGCGUGGAUAGGAUAUUAGCCGCCCGCGCAGAGGACAGUCCCACGGGCAGCGACUGGGAAGUGGUCAGACAGACAAACACAGUCUCAGUGCACAGACACGACGUCGAGGUGGCCGAUGAUCAGAUCGACGACUUUGUUAAGGUGCUGUGA